CAGUGUGUUGAAGACGCCAUAUGGACAGAGUCGAAGGUCGCACAGAUAAAGUUCACACAAGGCAGAGGAACAGUUUUAUAACUAGUCCGACUUCAGAUAUGUUUCUUUCAGAGUCUGGAGAUGAAUUAGAGGAGCUUCAUUCGGACUUAGACACUGAGAGUGAGUACAGCAAUUGCAGUCUGGACGAGGACUAUGUUCCGAAGGGGCUGGCCCGAGGAUCAGACCAGGAAGACUUCACUGAUGAAGACAGUUCAGAUGAGGAGUGGGAAAGUACGCCCAGAAAGAGAAGUUGUUCCAGGAAGCGUUGCCGUUCUGCUUUUGCUUCUCCAGUGUCAUCGCCCCUGAAAUCCCAGUCUGACAAAAGGGGACCCCACAGGGGUCCUCACAGAAAGAAGAUCCACUAUGCAUUGACCCCUAAACAAGACUCCUCCUCCCCCAGAUCUGGUAAGACAUCCUCCACACCACGCAGGAAAAAUGCAAGUGGAAAGAGGCAAGCAGAAAGGCUGGUUGUGAGUGAAGAAGAUGAUGAAGCAGAUGAUGGAGACCGGUGGCGUAACAUUGAAGAAGAAGAUGUUGCGCCUCCUCAACCACGGUUCAGACCUGAUAGAGACGUAGGGCCGCAGCUGAACAGAACCGCGAAUUACACGCCACUUGAACUUUUUCAGUUGUUCUUCUCUACGACCGUCAUUGAUACGUUGGUUAAACACACCAAUGCCUAUGGGAAGCUGAAAUGCCAAGGCCAGAAGGAAAGCUGGGUGACAGUCACAGCAGCAGAUAUGUAUUCUUUUAUCUGCCUUGUCCUCUACAUGGGUAUUGUACCACUAAAAACACUGAAAGAGUUCUGGAGAGGAUCUAAGCUUUUCAGCCUGCCAUUUCCUGCCUCUGUCAUGCCCUGCAGACGCUUCCUAGCCAUCUCCCGCAGCCUACACAUGAAUGAUCCUGCAGUUGAAAUGGAAAAUGACCAGAAGAAAGGUACAUCAGGGUAUGACAGACUUUGCAAAAUAAAGCCACUAUAUGAGCAGAUUUUAGAGGCCUGCUACACUUUCUUUCAUCCCCACCAACAUAUCUCCAUAGAUGAACGGAUGGUAGCGAGCAAAGCAAGGACUGGAUUAAAGCAGUACAGUAAAAACAAGCCCACUAAAUGGGGCUUUAAGCUUUUUGUUUUAGCAGACUCAGUGUGUGGCUACACCCUGAACUUUUUCGUGUAUGGAGGAAGAAAAGAUAAACCCUCAGGCAAGGGCCUAAGCUAUGAUGCUGUCAUGAGACUGCUCAACAUCCCCUUCCUAGGCAAAGGAUACAAGCUCUACGUGGACAACUAUUACACCAGUCCAACUCUAUUCCUGGACCUCUUUCAGAGAAAAAUCUGGGCAUGUGGGACUGUCCGUUCCACCGUAGCUGGUUAUCCCAAAACGAAAAAUAAUAGUAUGCCAAAGAAAACACCAAGAGGAACUAUCCAGUGGAUCAGGAAAGGACAGUUGUUGUUUGUUAAGUGGAUGGACACCCGGGAGGUAACAAUGUGCUCCACCAUACAUAAAGCAUACAGCAAUGAGAUGGCAACACGUAAAAUGAAAACUGCUGAAGGACAGUGGACAGUGAAGCAUGUGCCUAUUCCAAACUGCAUCAAAGAUUACAAUCGAUACAUGGGGGGCGUUGACUUGUCAGAUGCACUCAUUGGCUACUACAAUGUCCUCCAUAAAACCCAGAAAUGGUACAAAACUCUGUUUUAUCAUUUUGUGGACAUAGCCACUGUGAAUGCCUUCAUUCUCCACAAAGAAAUGUGCAAACUGCAGAAUCGACCUACAGUUACACAGAAAAUCUUCAGGGAACAACUGAUUUUGUCUCUGGCUGAGAUUGGGUCCACUCCACGCAGGUCAGGUCCACAAAACCUUAUGCUGCUGCUCUCGCCUUUCAAAGUGCCUCCUUCAUUCAGAGUCCCUCCUGCCUCCUCAACACCACUUUCUCUGUCCACAGUACCACCUGCCUCUCCAGCCACUGAGCUGCUCACCUCACCUCCCUCCCAAUCCACAGCACCUUCUCCCUCCAAGGUGCCGCCUCCUACAGCCCCUGAUGCCCCAGCUUUAGGUCACCUGCCAGCUUACUUUGUAGAACAAAUGACCAAUGUGGCCUCCAGAGACAGGGCCACUGUUGGCAGAAGGGCAUGCGUGGUCUGUAAAAGAAAGUCACCAGUGUAUUGCAGCACUUGCCGAAAAACGCUCUGUUUUACUACUUUAAGGAACUGCUAUAGUAAGUGGCAUAGAAGCAGUAACAUCUGUAUCUAAGCGACUAGCCUUACUUGUCAGUCUGUAUAAAGGGUCUUUAAUAAGCAGAGUGAACCAUUUUAUUCAGUUGUCCUUCAUAGAUGUGCCUUUGAUCAUUACUAGUGAACAAGUCAGGUGUAUCUUGGUUCUUUUGUCAGACUCACAUAGAUGCAUAGUCUAAGCUGUUACCCCAUAAGGUUGUUGCAUCAUGCUUAUAUGGUUAAACUGAGUACUUAAAAAGACUGCUCUCAGAGGGUCUCCAGGUAAUAUGAGAUGUCUUGUAAUUGGUAGAAUAGAUAAUAACCUUAAAAACCUGUAGAUAGUGAACUAACAUGAUAAAUCUACCUGUUAUGUUGACUUGUAGAAUUAACUUUUAAGAUACCCCCCUAUGCUUCAGUAUCUCCUAUUAUAAUUAAAAUACCAAAAAAUGUUUCUAAAACCAUUAUUGAAAACAGCAGAGAACAAAGCAUCUUACCUACCUAGUUGCAUGUUACAGUGCUGCCUGGUUUCAUUUUAUGGAGAGCCUAGCAGCAGCUUUGCUUUAGCGACGCAGGAGGGGGUUGCAACUGCCAUUCAUGGGAGUAAUAAUGUUCAGUGGGUUCUCAGUCUGUGAGGGAUUCUGUUAGGUGGUCUUUGACCAUCCUGCUUUAAAAAGCAUUAUCUGGCAAAGUGACUGGGAGUAAAACUGGACUACAUGCUGUUGAGGAGAAGACGCUGGGCAAUUUUAUUUAUAGAUCUCAUCCUAAAACUGCAGCUACUUGGACUGAUUACCUUAAUCUUGUGAGGUUCACAGAACUCCUCAUCUGAAAACUGGACUAUCAUCCAAAAGCACCUCUGAAGAGUGAUCUUACACCCAGUGACUCAGAUUCAGCAUCAUAAGUGGAUACAUAUCUAUCUCCGGGGGAGACUGCUGUGAAAACACGUACCUCACGGCAUCCUCUUUUGUUGUCUGCAACUAAGAUUCUUCUCCGUUAACUUCUUGUAUACUGUAAACUUGGAGGAACAGGAUUGAUACUCAGGUAUAACUGAUGCUGAAGAUGUUUUUAAUGUAUCACCGAGUAUGUUUACAUGUGCACUAGAGUCAACAUGGAGUUGAAUUAUCCUGGUGUUCAUAGUUGUAAUAUGUUUUUGUUUUUUACUUGAAAUAUAAGAGUAACUGUUCAGUCAGCUCUCCAUUUCUGUCACUACCCAGGUUUGGAUUGUUUGGCUGGUGGUUGACUCUGUCAUCUCACAUAAUUUCUGGCAUUCAUAGUUGCCACAGCACUUGAGGAUAAACCCACCUUGGUUUCUGGCUACAUUUAACAGCCGCUAGAGUUGGCUUGUUCGACUCCCCACAGCCACUGUGGUGUCACUUUGAGGAUGCACCAGCACAGGUGGUAGGUAGCAAUUAGAAACAAAUGUAAGGCGUUAUUACGCCCAGUACGGUCUCAGGUUUUGAUGCCAAUAUAAGAACAGUUUGUGAAACACACUGACUUGUACAAAUAAACACACAGUUUUAAAUGUGGUGUUGUUGGUACGUCAACAACACACCGACUUGUAUCUCAGGAACUUUCUUUCCACUGGAUCCAAACAUUUCAAUUGCUUGUGUAUAUUUAAGGGAUUUUGUGUUAACAGAAAUACACUAUCAGUGUUAUUGCUAAGUGAAAAAAGUAGUUACUUUCCUUUCCUUAUAGAUAAAUUGGUUGUGGAAGUGAACAGGUGCACCCCUGUUGAAAAGCUGACACAUUCUCCGAAAGAGAACCAACACCUGGGCACAUAAUUUUGGAUUAUAUGAACACAUUACCAAAGCAAGUGUCAGAGCUGUUUUAUCUUAGUGCCACUGAUUAAAUUAAUUACCUCUCUAACACGUCCAAAUCUUUUCCCGUGUCUCCUUUGUCAUUUUUUUAACAAAUUAUUUUUUAUAUUAU
Messenger RNA from Monopterus albus (swamp eel), 4165 nucleotides. RefSeq names its product piggyBac transposable element-derived protein 3-like. The coding region runs from base 21 to 2279 and encodes 752 amino acids. The record is from RefSeq and is a predicted model, not a curated record. The transcript has 2 exons. Lineage: Eukaryota; Metazoa; Chordata; Actinopteri; Synbranchiformes; Synbranchidae.